This is a messenger RNA of Ictalurus punctatus (channel catfish), 7584 nucleotides long. RefSeq names its product proto-oncogene tyrosine-protein kinase Src. Gene Ontology annotation, molecular function: ATP binding; non-membrane spanning protein tyrosine kinase activity; growth factor receptor binding. The record is from RefSeq and is a predicted model, not a curated record. The transcript is spliced from 13 exons. Bases 256 to 1857 code for a protein of 533 amino acids. Lineage: Eukaryota; Metazoa; Chordata; Actinopteri; Siluriformes; Ictaluridae. Gene Ontology annotation, cellular component: extrinsic component of cytoplasmic side of plasma membrane. Gene Ontology annotation, biological process: cell adhesion; osteoclast development; progesterone receptor signaling pathway.
CGCACCAAUGGCUUUUUACGUUUGCAGGCACUUAUAUCGCUACCGAUUCACAGAACCUUAAUCCGGCCACGCAAAGCAAAUCCCGUUUUCGUCUCAGUCGCCGUAGCGCGCGUGCCGUUGGCGAUGCGGAUCAGUCGGGCUGCUUCAUUCAAUUUUAUCUCAUCUGUAAAACCCCAACAAUCCAAAAUCGUCUUUAAUGACAGCCAGUGAGUCUCUUUGAUUUGUGGAAAACCAUCAAGUCGUUAAGUCCUUCCAAUGGGGACAAGUAAGAGCAAGCCAAAAGACUCAGGCCAGAGAUCUCUGAGUCUGGAUUGUACCAUUAAUAUGGGCUCCUCCAGUGGACACCAUUUCAAUUCUGGCCCUCAGACCCAAACACCAAAUCAGAGCCCUGCGGUGGGGACCAGCAGGCGGAGCAACACGUACCACACCAACGGUGCAGAACAUCAACUUUUUGGUGGUGCGGAUCACAUGGCAAGCAUCGCGUCACCCAUAAGAGCUGGUGUCACCACGUUCGUCGCACUAUACGACUACGAAUCUCGGACAUCUGCAGAUCUUACUUUUAAGAAGGGCGAGAGACUGCAGAUCCUCAAUAACACGGAAGGAGACUGGUGGUUGGCGAGUUCUUUGACCACAGGGAAGAGUGGCUACAUCCCAAGCAAUUAUGUCGCCCCAUCGGACUCCAUCCAAGCCGAAGAGUGGUUUUUUGGUAGAAUAACACGGCGCGAUUCUGAGCGGCUGCUGCUGAACAUCCAGAACAGGAGAGGAACUUUCCUUGUGAGAGAAAGUGAGACGACUAAAGGAGCGUACUGCCUGUCUGUGCUGGACUACGACAACACCAAGGGUCUAAAUGUCAAGCAUUACAAAAUCCGCAAGCUGGACAGUGGAGGAUUUUACAUCACAUCACGGACGCAGUUCAGCAACCUGCAGCAGCUCGUCCUGCACUAUCGCACGCACGCAGAUGGAUUGUGUCACGUCCUGACGGACAUCUGCCCCAUGCUGAAGCCUCAGACUCAGGGACUAGCGCGAGAUGCCUGGGAAAUCCCGCGCGAGUCGCUGCGACUCGAUGUUAAACUGGGUCAGGGGUGCUUCGGGGAAGUGUGGAUGGGUACAUGGAACGGCACCACGCGAGUAGCUAUAAAGACACUGAAGCCAGGCACCAUGUCCCCUGAGGCUUUCCUGGAGGAGGCUCAGGUCAUGAAAAAACUCCGGCAUGAGAAACUGGUGCAGCUCUACGCCGUCGUCUCCGAGGAGCCCAUCUACAUCGUUACAGAGUACAUGAGCCAAGGAAGCCUGCUAGAUUUCCUAAAAGGAGAGAAAGGGAAAUAUUUACGACUUCCACAGCUGGUCGAUAUGGCCUCUCAGAUUGCUGCUGGUAUGGCCUAUGUGGAGAGGAUGAAUUACGUUCACAGAGAUUUACGAGCCGCGAACAUCCUUGUUGGAGACAGCCUGGUGUGUAAAGUGGCUGAUUUUGGACUGGCGAGACUCAUCGAGGAUAACGAGUACACUGCCAGACAGGGUGCCAAGUUCCCCAUUAAAUGGACAGCUCCUGAGGCCGCACUGUACGGACGCUUCACCAUCAAAUCAGACGUCUGGUCUUUCGGCAUCUUACUGACCGAGUUGGCCACCAAAGGGCGAGUUCCGUAUCCAGGCAUGGUGAACAGGGAGGUUCUGGACCAGGUGGAACGUGGAUAUCGGAUGCCGUGUCCAGCAGAAUGCCCGGCCUCGAUGCACGAGCUCAUGCUAAGCUGCUGGCGCAAAGAAUCCGAGGAACGUCCGACGUUCGAGUACCUGCAGAGUUUCCUGGAGGACUAUUUCACCUCCACUGAACCGCAGUACCAACCAGGAGAAAACCUCUAGGGCCUCCAGUGCUAGCUCAGAGAGAGCGGACUCUGCUGGUACGUUCGUACUCACAAAAUGUGUGUAUGUGGGAGGAAAAAGUGGGAGUUUACAGUGUGACUGACACUCCAUUUGUUACAAAUACGAAGAAUGCAUGCUUGUGGUUUAAAAAAAAAAAAAAGAAAAGAAAAAAAAAUGUCUUGAGCAAGACUUUUUGGUGUAGUGGAUGAACACUAGCCAAAACGGUACGAACAAAACCCUCUAUAGACUUUGUUAAAUGCGAAUUUUUGUCCAGUUUCCAUCCAGCAGAAUACUGCCACGCACCCUGAGGUGCCAUAGAUGAUCCUUUCUUCCUCUGCCCCCCCCCCCCCUCCAUUUUUUUUUUCUUUAUCCCAUCUUCAAAGCAUUACCUGUUGGAUUUUUAUGGUACUCUUUCAAAGGGCUGCUACUGAGUAGUCGUAAUUAUAAUUACCGUAUUUUCCGAACUGUAAGUCACUCAGAAUAAGAAUAUAAACCCCACCUCUUUAAAUAAAACAUGUAUAAAUGUCGCUUUAUUAUAUAAGUUGCAUUGAUAAUAGUAUCUGUUUUUAUUUAUCUGAUAUCCAGAUUUAAAAAUAAAUAAAAAAAAUGAAUAGGAGCUACAUUCCUGUCUGAAGCCCACAUCCUUUAAAGAUUUCCAAACUUUUUGCAAGCACUACGUUCACAUCAUAUUUCUUGAUCCAUGAUCACUCAUUUAUCGACUUGCCUAGUACUGAACACAACUAGAGUAUGGAUUGCUGUUGACAACGGCUUGUCAGUAAGGUGAGCUAGGUACAAAAAUCAGUGAGAUUACAUUACGUUUAUAUGAUGGCUAACUACAACUUCAUCAGUAUGAUUGUUCGCUACAAAAACACAAAUACAAUUGUUAGCUACGAAUAGACAUAAGAUUAUUAGCUGUGAAUUCAUAAAUAUGAUCAUGUACAAAUACACAUACGCAACUGUUACCUGCAGUUGUUAGCUGUAAACUCGCAAAUAAGAUUAUCUAUGAAUAAGCAAAAUACAAUUUUAGCUAUGAAAACAAAAAAAGAACAAUCGUUAAUUAAGAAUUCACAAAUAUGACUGUUUAGAAAUACACAGAUAUAAUUGUUAGCUACAAAUAUGAAAUGCAGUUGUUAACUUUGAGUACACAAAUAUGCUGCUUAGCUUAAAGACUCCUCGUUGUUUGACCAACUCUUUUUCUAAAACAUUCAUGUUUGCCCUGGUGUGGCGAACACAAUUUUGGGAUUGUCAACACCGAGCCUGGAAAAUACCAUACGUCAUAAUGCCUAAGGGAAAGAUAUUUACCAGACGCUUUAGUUUUAGUUGUAAUAAUUGUUUUUGGUUCAGAGUAAAGAGUUUACACCAGUCAGUUCUUUCUGGGUCACUUAUUUAUUUUUUAUUGGAUAUGAAAUAUAGGAAAUAUGGGGUGCACUAAUUUUAAUAAAAUGGCAAACUUUUGUUAAAGAGCUUGUGCCAUUAAUUUUAUUUUAAAGUUUCGUAAAAUCAGUUGCGUUGAUUAUAAUACAAUAUGUAAGGUAAAAUAUAUAGUUUUUUUUUUUUUUUUUUUUUUUUUAAUAUCCCUUGUUUUAUUUACUGGAGAAUAUUCUCCUUAUUCGUCUAUUAAAUUACCCCAAACGUAGUGACUGAUCACGUGAUUAAACAAUAAUGCUUAUGCUGAUGGAAUUAAGAUGUUUACAUACUGUCAAGGGGAGCCAUUGCAUUUUACUUGGGAAUCAUGAUUCACUUUGGGGAUUCGACUCGAAGUGAAUGAAAGUUUUGUAUCGUGUGAUGUUAUUUAUCAGCUGGAAUGGUGUCUGUAAAUAUUGUGCCAUAUGAGACUUUGCAGUAUGCUACAAUUCACAUGAUCUGUGUGUGUGUGUGUGUGUGUGUGUGUGUGUGUGUGUGUGUGUGUGUGUUUGUUUGUGUGUAUAAAUAACAAACUCGAUCAGAAUACAUUAUCUUGUAUAAACAAUAUGUUUGAAUAAACCAACGAUUCACUACGAUAUGAUUCAGAGUUGGUUCAGUGCGAUACGGUGUGAUUCAAUAUUGUGCAAAAAGUUACAUUUUACAAGGGUUUUUUUAUUUUGUUUGUUUUUUUGUUUUUUUUUUGUUUGGUUUUUUUUUUUUUUGUUUUUUUUUUUACAAGUGGGAGGCCAUGCCCUCUUUUUAAUAUGACUGACGGUCACAGAGGCCACACUCCGUUUUAAUACCGCUUGAAGGUACAGUGGCCACACUUCCAUGCAGUGCCAAAGAAUUUAAAAAGAUUUCAAAAAAACAAAGAAAGAACGUUUCUGAAUAAUAGUACACUAGGAAUAACUAAAGGAGUGCACACAGUGUCCGAUUUUACAGCUACAGAGAUUUACUACAGAGUCUCUGUUAAUACUUGAUUCUGAAUCCGUGCAGCAAUAUAGCGAACACUGACAACAAUGAACUGAUUCCUAUGAGUGAACCUUUACAACUCAUAAUAUUUAUCACCCAAUGAUCAGAUGAUCAACGUCCUGUGAGUUAAAUAGCAUCAUGUGGAGAGCAGCAUACAAAGCAGGUUUUUUUUUUUAUUUUAUUUUUUUUAGCUUAUUAAAUAUAAAUAUUACUCGUUUUCUGCUUCAUUCGUGCAUCACUUCAUAAAGAAGAACUAUUUGACGAAUCAUCCGUCACUUUCACAUAACUCGGGUCAGAAAAUUGACUUGGAAUGUGUUUACGUAGGUUAUCCUUUUGAAAAGUAUUUAAACACGAUUGCAAGAUAUUACUACAUCAGCGUUAAAGACUCCUAAAAGUAUUUUCGGUAUCGUGAGAACUGAAAUCGUUCUCACAUUCUCAAAUCAAAGGUCUGGGAUAAAACCAGCGCAAAUCCAAAACUCAACAUGGCGAGGCUUUUAAAUCGUGUAUUAAACUCCAAAAUCAUGACCCCUAUUCAUGAAUAAUAUUUACAAAGGAAGAUCAUGUAUUUUAAUGUGACAGUAUUAAAAACCUAAUAAUUUCUCAUAUAUAACGUUGUCUAUCAUUGCAUCUUUAAAUUUAACGUACUCAAAACGCGAAUUGCAGAAUAAAUAAUUGAAGCCACGUCAAAUCAGUGUACAAACACAGUGUACAAACAAUUGUAAUUGUUGAUCAUAAGAUUUAGGAUUCAAAACAAUUUUUAACUACAGUUUCUUUGAAAAGAUCUUUUUCGUUCCGUUCAGCCAGCAGUAGCCGCUGAAACAAACGCAAUUGUUAUUAAACAUUUCAAUGUUAACCCUCAUUUUAUUCACCUUUUAAAAUAUUUCAGUAAUAAAAAUGUUGAAGUAGGACAGCAAGCCCUGCACUUAGUUUGUAGUAAAGCGGGUCAAUAAAAAUAAGCAUUCUGUACAAAAUUUUACAAUUUUGAAGAUUUAGUAGAAUUUUUUGAUGUCUCCUUCCAAUCAGAACAUGUAAAGUUCUAAAUAUACUGACCACAUCAACAAGUUAACAAUUUAAGUGCAUUGUUCAACAAAAUUCAUCACGAUGUUGAUGUCAUCAAAUCGCCCAGUGAUCGUUGCGACUCGUACACAUUUUGUGAGAUUGAUUAUGAUGAUGAUGGACAUGUUUUCCCCCUGUAAGAAAAAAAUUUUUCCCCCAAAGAGUUUUGACUGGAAAAUAAGUGAUCUAGCUAUAAUUUGUUAUGAUUUUGUGAUUAGCUACAUUAUUCUGGAUUUUUGUUUUUGUUCUUUUUGGAAAUCAUUUAUUGGAAUUUAUCUUUUAUUAAUUAUGCACCAAAAUGUUUUCCCUUUCUUCCUGCUACUGAGUUAAACUACUGACUGUCCUUGAGUGUGUUUAUUUUAUUUAUUUUUAAAAGCAUUUUAUUUAAACCCUGUUGAGUUUGUGCUAAAGCCAUAAACACUUCAACUGCUGUUUUUUGUACAUAAAAUAAUUUUUGAGCAGUUUGUGCUCAAAAAAUUGUGAGCAGUUCAUAUGUUAUCUGAAAAAGAUAUUUUGCAAAAAUUCAAAAAAAAAAUUUGGAUUAUGAUCAGAUGUUUUAAUUCUAUUUGACUUUUGUUUUAAUUCUUUGUUUAAUUGGGACAAGGAGAUUUUAUAUGCAAAAUAUUAACGGUAGGAGGUUUGUUAUUUUAAAAAAAUCUAGUUUUAGGACUGCAUGUUCUCAACAUUGUACUAAUAGCUCAUGUACAGCUACUGUGUAAAUAUUAUCUUAUCCUGUAAUCUUAAACUAAUCGAUUGAUGCAAUGUGGAGUUAUUACUGUUAAGAACCUUUUUUACCUGUUGUUGCAUUUACAUCCACGACCAUGAGUGAUGCUCAGAUGAUGAUGAUUGGUUUUAAUGUAUGAUUUGAUUAGUUUAAAAAAUUUUUUUUUUUACAGUGUUGUUGCCCAUCCCUAACCCUAUACCCCCCCCCCCACCCCCCAAUUUUUCUGCACCGAGUUUCACUCCAGAUCACUUGCUAGUAAAACCACAGCAGAUUUCUGCAUCCUGGUUUAUUUCCAUACUUUCUAGUACUUCUAGUUUCGCAAGAUGUUCUUAUGGAGUUAGAAAGAAUCCUGCCAUCAGAAAAUGUGAAAUUUCCAAGCUUAUGUUAGCAUUUUUUUGUCUACAGAGAGGAAAGAGAUUUUUCAUAAUAAUGAUAAUAAUGAUAACUAAUAUUAAUAAUACACGUUUAAUGUGCAUCUGUACUAACUUUUUUUUUCUUUUUUACCCAGAUGUUGUUCUGAAAUCUAAUUUUUUUUUUAUUCUUUUUAUUAUUGGUGGUUAUACACAAGUACUUUCUAUACAGUCAUAAUUUAACAUUUUGCUUUUAUUGAAUUGUUUCUUUAAACGUAUUUGCACCAAAGGAAAACAUUUGUCUGUCUAUCAGCUGGAUUUUUUUUUUAUUAUUUAAUUUUUUUUUACAUUUUUGAAAAUUUUUACCUCUGAUUGAUGGCAGUAUUCCUGCCAUUUCACUUUUACUUUACAUUUCAGGCAUGACAUUAAUUUCUGUGCAGAGAAAUGUGUGGAGAAUCUACUAAAAUGUACUAAAAAGUUAUUGUUAGCGGUUAAAAAAACGUUUGUACGUACACAAAUGAAUGCUUUAUUCUUCCAUCUUUCCAAAAUGAAUGAAUAAAUUCAUUGAACAGAUUCAAUUCAUGAACCUGAAGCAAUAACAUCAUCAUCCGUUUCUCUUCAAUCAGCCGAUUCUAAAUAUUACUCAUCUCAGGUGCUGAUGUGUUUGGCUUAUUAUUAUUAUUAUUAUUAUUAUUAUUAUUAUUAUUAUUGUUAUUGUUAUUAUUAUUGUUAUUAUUAUUGUAUACAUUUCUAAUUCACUAUAUUAGUGUUGCAUGUUGUGAAUCGCCUCUGUAGUUAAACAGGAAAUAGCCUAAAGGUUGGGCAGCAUCUUUUGCGUGACUAACGACAUACUGACUCAGAACACGUCACAUCACAGUCAAUUUUAGAAACUGAUCCCAAGAGGAGAAAUAAAAGCAUUUCUCUGUGCGUCUUUCAGUCUGCAGUUACGCAAAGACAAAUUAACGAGCUGUUCUGAGAUCAGUUUUUGGCAGGAAGGUAAGUCUGAGUGUUUCUCAAAGUCUAUGCAGAUACACGUCCACCAUGCCUGAGCUCUUUUUUAUGAUUAACCUGUAAAUGAGUUUUUCUAAAAAUUCAAUGAAUUGAAGGGGGGGGGCGGGUUUGUAAAGUUUUUUCGUGCAAACUGAUUUGUUGCAAAUGAGUCCUGUUACAUUGUAUGCUGUCAUUAACACUGGAUGUGCAAUAAAUUAAUUUAAGGCUGUU